Neurospora tetraspora is the source of this 936-nucleotide messenger RNA. Its product is annotated as P-loop containing nucleoside triphosphate hydrolase protein. Lineage: Eukaryota; Fungi; Ascomycota; Sordariomycetes; Sordariales; Sordariaceae. Gene Ontology annotation, molecular function: GTP binding. The transcript is spliced from 3 exons. Bases 1 to 936 code for a protein of 311 amino acids. The record is from RefSeq and is a predicted model, not a curated record.
AUGGAAACCUCACAAGAAAAGGAAGGAAUCGUUCUUGUAAUGGGUGUGACUGGUGUAGGAAAGAGCACGUUCAUCAACCAACUAAAGCCCGGGUCGGCUGUAGUAGGGCAUACGAUGGAGUCGACACAAGCUCCGCAAGCCGUCAAAUUAUUCCUGGAUGGAGAUCAUACCGAGUCCGUUACUGUGGUCGAUACUCCUGGUUUCGAUGAUACUUUUCGCUCCGACGAGAAAGUGCUUGAAGCGAUUGCCGAGUUUUUGGCCACCCAGUAUAUCUUAGGUGUCCCGCUGAAAGGCAUUAUCUACAUGCACUCGAUAACCGAGGUCAGGAUGAAAGGGUCAUCUCUCAAGUUCCUAAACAUGUUCCAGUCCCUGUGCGGAGAUGAGGCCAUGAAAAAGGUUUCACUAGUAACCACGCAUUGGGACGCGAUCAAGCCGGAAGAUAUGCGCAACGCCCUCCUUCGCGAACAGGAGCUGAUCAAUAGGUGGUGGGCACCCAUGCUCGAGAAGGGUUCUGUGCCGACGCGGUAUCAUGGGUCGUAUGAAUCGGCCGAGGCUAUUCUUCUAGAGUUAACGCAAGAUGAAGAAAGUAUAGUCCUUGACGUACAGAGGGAGCUCGUCGAUUAUAACAAGAAGCUGGGAGAAACGAGAGCGGGAUUGCCUUUCAAGCAGACAGUGGACGAGGAGAUUGCGAAGUUCAUGAGCUCGGCCGCAAAGAGCGAUGAUCAAGAUAAUGAUACUGUUCAAGGGACCCCACAAGACGACAAAUUGGAGGAAAGGCAGGAACGACUGAAGGCCAACAUCGGCGAAAGGGUGAAGAUGCGCAUAGCGCGCAUAAGGGAGGAGCUGAAAAAUAGCCCGGGCGUUGUAACAGAAGUCAAAAUCUUCGUAAAGGUAUUGAACCUGGCACUCACCAUUGCUUCCCUUGCCACAAUGUAG